AUGACGGAUCAUGGUACUUCAAUGAAAGGCAUACAAAAUGGUGCAACUACGGACGAAAGAUUGAAUGCUAUUGCUUCUUUUUUCGAUUGCUCUUUGGAACAGGUUAAAUCAAUUGACGGUGAUGUAGUAAAACAUCUUAACGAUAAACUUUUACAAUUUAAUGAACUAAAAUCAGAGAACCUACAAAUUACCGUCUCAUUUGAUGAAUUGAAGACUAAUUCCUUGAAGAAAAUUGAUGGGUUGAAGACUGAAAUGGAAAAAGUUAUGAGAGAAAAUGAUAAAAUCCGAAAAGAGAGGAAUGAUACUUUUGCUAAGUUCGAAUCUAUAAAAAACGAAAAGACAAAAUUAUCGAAUGAACUAGAAUCUGUAAAAAGGAGGGUUGAUGAUUUAACUGAAGAGAAGAAGGAAAUUCAGAGCAAUCAACAGCGAACUUUAAAAAUACUGGACGAAAGACUAAAAGAACUCGAAAUAGCCAAGAUUGAAAAUAAUCGCUCCGAUAGUGAAUACAAGAAACUACGCUCCACAAUAAUAGAUUUAGAAACAAAACAACAGGACUAUAUUUCUAGUGACCUUAAUUCCAGAACUGAACUGGAAAGAAAAACACAGGAGUUGACCUUAUUGCAGUCAAAUAAUGAUUGGUUAGAAAAGGAGGUGUCUUCUAAGAAUGAACAGUAUCUUUCCUACAGACAAAAAACCGACAAAAUAAUUUUAGAAAUUCGGAAUGAAUUAAAUCAUUUAAGGAGUGAUUUUCAAAUGGAGAAAACAAAUAAUGAUGUCUUAAAGCAAAAAAACAAUGAACUAUCGAAAUCUUUACAAGAAAAACUGCUGGAAAUCAAAAGCCUCUCAGACUCUUUAAAUUCCGAAAAGCAAGAAUUUUCCGCAGAAAUUUCCCUAAAACAACGUUUAGUAGAUCUUUUAGAGUCACAAUUGGAUGCGGUAAAAGAAGAAUUGAACAGUACAAGAGAAGCGAACACUGCAAAUGUAAUAUCAAAUGAUGCGAAAAAUCACAUAUCUGAAAAUGAGGAAUUACUCAAAGAAUUGCAGCAAAUGAAGGAAAAAUUAGCACAGUGCGAAAGCGAACGUCUGCGUCUAUCCUCUAUAAUUGAUGAAGCAGAUGAGGAUAGUGGAAGUUUGACUUCAAAAUCUAAUUCUGAUUUUAUAUUAUUGAAGAAACAAUUAAUUAAAGAAAGGCGUGCCAAGGAGCAUCUUCAAAAUCAAAUCGAGGCAUUUAUCGUGGAACUGGAACACAAAGUGCCUAUCAUAAACUCCUUCAAAGAAAGAACAGAUAUGUUGGAGAAGGAAUUAAACAAUGCUGCGUUAUUACUAGAGCAUACAUCCAAUGAGAAGAAUGCGAAGAUAAAAGAAUUAAAUGCUAAGAAUGAAAAGCUAGCAAACUGUGAAAAUGACAUUCAAACCUUAGUUAAACAACGUCUCGAUCUGUGUCGUCAAAUACAGUACCUUUUAGUUACCAACUCGGUUUCUAAUGACUCAAAGGGGCCCUUACGUAAGGAAGAAAUUAAUUUUAUCCAGAAUAUUUUGCAGAAAGACGAUAGUACCGCAGCAGAAUCUGACUCUCAGGGAAUUGUAACCGAAAGGCUAGUCGAGUUCAAAAACAUUAUACAAUUACAAGAAAAAAACACGGAGCUUUUGAAAGUUGUAAGAAACUUAGCUGAGAAGUUGGAAUCAAAGGAAAACAAAUCUAAACAAAGUCUUCAAAAGAUUGAAAGUGAAACUGUAAAUGAGGCUAAAGAGGCAAUACUGACUUUAAAAAGUGAAAAAGUAGAACUAGAAUCAAGAAUUGAGGAUCUGGAGAAGGAACUUGAAAAAUCGAAAACCUCGGUCCCCAACCAAGAUGCGUCGUACAUUAAUUCAACUAUACGGCAGUUAACCAAGACUAAAAGAGACCUCGAAUCCCAAGUCCAAGAUUUGCAAACUCAUGUUUCCCAAGUUACUAGGGAGUCUACUGAAAAUAUGUCACUUUUGAACAAGGAGAUACAGGACCUAUAUGAUAGCAAGAGUGAAAUUUCUAUUGAACUUGGAAAGGAAAAAUCAUCUAGAAUAUUGGCAGAGGAACGAUUCAAACUACUUUCAAAUACAUUAGAUUUAGCUAAAGCCGAGAACGAUCAACUUCGCAAGAGGUUCGAUUACUUGCAAAGUACUAUUCUAAAACAAGAUUCUAAAACACACGAAACACUUAAUGAUUAUGUUUCCUGUAAAUCCAAGUUAAGCAUUGUUGAAACAGAAUUAUUGAAUUUAAAAGAAGAACAAAAAUUGAAAGUUGAUUUAGAAAAGAAUUUGAAACAAGAACUGAAUAAACUUUCCUCCGAAAAGACCAGUUUACGUAUAAUGGUAACUCAGUUACAAACUUUACAAAAAGAGCGUGAGGAUUUAUUGGAAGAAACUAGGAAGUCAUGUCAAAACAAAGUAGACGAACUCGAAGUUAACCUCUGCGAAAUAAAACAGGAAGCUUCUCAUAAGGACCAACGCAUCAAACAGCUGGAAGAAGACAACAAUUCAAAUAUAGAAUGGUACCAAAAUAAAAUUGAGGCCUUAAAGAAAGAUAAUGAGUCAAUUAUGACUUCUGUAGAUGGUAAGCAAACCGAGAUUGAAAAAUUACAAUAUAAAGUCAAAUCAUUAGAAAAGGAGAUUGAGGAGAACAAGAUCCGUUUGCAUACCUAUAAUGUUAUGGAUGAAACAAUUAACGAUGACUCCUUACGCAAGGAGUUGGAAAAAUCCAAGAUUAACUUGACUGAUGCCUAUUCACAGAUUCAAGAAUACAAGGAUCUGUACGAGACCACUUCUCAGUCCCUACAGCAAAUGCAUUCUAAAUUAGAUGAAUCUAGCAAAGACUUUACUAACCAAAUUAACAACCUAGCUGACGAAAAGGCUAGUUUGGAGGAUAAGAUUUCGCUUCUAAAGGAGCAAAUGUUCAACCUGAAUAAUGAGCUUGAUUUGCAGAAAAAAGGAAUGGAAAAAGAAAAAGCUGAGUUCAAGAAAAAAAUAUUGAUUUUACAGAAUAACAACAAAGAAAUUGAAGCUGUUGAGUCUGAAUAUGAAUCGAAGCUAUCAAAAAUUCAAAAUGAUCUUGAUCAACAAACAAUAUACGCUAACGCUGCUCAAAAUAACUAUGAACAAGAAUUACAAAAGCACGCGGAUGUUUCUAAGACGAUUAGUGAAUUAAGAGAACAAUUGCAUACUUACAAAGGUCAAGUAAAGACCUUGAACUUAGCAUGUGAUCAGCUAGAAAAUACUUUGAAGGAAAACGAAAAGAGUUGGUCCUCUCAAAAGGAAUCUUUAUUAGAACAACUAGAUUUGUCAAAUUCUCGCAUUGAAGACUUAUCAUCUCAGAAUAAACUAUUGUAUGAUCAAAUCGAACUGUACACAGCUGCGGACAAAAAAGUUGGUGAUUCGAAAAGCGAGCCUGGCUUAAAUAAUAUUUUAAUCACACUACGUCGUGAAAGAGACAUUCUAGACACGAAAGUGACGGUGGCCGAUAGAGAUGCUAGAAUGUUAAGACAAAAAAUAUCUUUGAUGGAUGUUGAAUUACAAGAAGCUCGUACCAAACUGGACAAUUCAAGAGUUGAAAAGGAGAAUCAUUCUUCCAUUAUUCAACAGCAUGACGACAUUAUGGAAAAAUUGAAUCAAUUAAAUCUAUUAAGAGAAAGUAACAUAACACUGCGUAAUGAACUGGAAAACAACAAUAAUAAGAAUAAGGAACUUCAAUCUGAAUUAGAUAAACUGAAACAAGAUGUUGCUCCUGUUGAGUCUGAAUUAACUGCCUUGAAGUAUUCUAUGCAAGAAAAGGAACAAGAGCUCAGAUUAGCUAAAGAAGAGGUCCAUCGCUGGAAAAAACGCUCACAAGACAUAUUAGAGAAACAUCAACAGUUGAGCUCAAGCGAUUAUGAGAAGCUAGAAAAUGAGAUAGGAAAUUUGAAGGAGCAACUAGAAAAUAAAACGCGCCAAGGGGCUGAAGCAGAGGAAAAAUUUAACAGGUUGAGAAGACAAGCUCAAGAGAGAUUAAAAACAUCAAAACUAUCACAGGACUCAUUAACUGAGCAAGUCAAUAACCUGAAAGAUGCAAAGAUCGCAUUGGAAAAUUCCUUGAGAGACGCAAAUGCGAGAAUCGAAGAGAUACAGGGCGCAAAAGUCGCACAAGACAACAACCAGUUAGAAGUGAUAAGAAGAUUGCAAGAAGAUGCGGAAAAAUCUUCUAGUGAGCUUCAGGCCAAGUUAGAAGAAAAUGCAACUUCUUAUGAUUCUACGAUAAAGGUUUUAAAUGAAGAGAUUACAACCUUAAAAGAAGAAAUAGAAAAACAAAUGCAAAUUCAGCAACAGUUACAAACUGCAUCAGCAAAUGAACAAGAUGACUUAUCUGAAAUAGUUGAAUCUAUGAAGAAGUCUUUUGAAGAAGAUAAAAUCAAAUUCAUCGAAGAAAAAACCCAAGAAGUUAACGAAAAAAUUCUUGAGGCCCAAGAAAGGCUAAACCAACCAACCAGUAUUGAUAUGGAGGAAAUGAAAAAAAAAUGGGAAUCCGAGCAUGAGGAGGAUGUAUCCAGGAGGAUUCGUGAAGCUGAGGAAGCUCUCAAAAAGAGGAUCAGAUUACCUACUGAGGAAAAAAUUAAUAAGAUAAUCGAACGUAAGAAGGAGGAGUUGGAAAAAGAGUUUGAUGAAAAAGUCGAAGAGAGAAUAAAAUCAAUGCACCAGUCUGGAAAAAUGGAUAUGGUGCUUCAAGAACAGCUAGAAACUAGGGUUCAAAAGAAACAAAAGGAAUUAGAAGACGAAUUCAACAGAAAAUUACAAGAAGAGCUAAAAGAACCACCACAUUCAAGUCAUAUAUCACUUGAUGAGAGGGACAAAUUACGGGCAGAGAUUGAAACCAAGUUGAGGGAGGAGUUAAACAAUGAAUUGCAAGUAAUAAAGAAGAAAUCCUUCGAAGAAGGCAAACAACAAGCGAUGAUGAAAACUACCCUUUUGGAAAGAAAGCUUGCCAAGAUGGAAUCUCAACUAUCAGAAACGAAACAAAGUGUUGAAAGCCCUCCAAAACUGGUAAACAAUAUACAAAAUCCAUUGCUGGGGUUACCUAGGAAAAUCGAAGAAAAUUCAAACUCACUAUUCAACCCGUUACUCUCGGGCGAAAAACUCUUGAAAUUGAACUCUAAGUCAUCUUCAUCAGGUGGAUUUAAUCCUUUUACUUCGCCAUCCCCAAAUAAACCUUUGCAAAAUGAUAACGACCAAAGGGAGCUUUCGACCAACAAAAUAGAUCCACCAACUCAUUUGGCGCCCAGUUUCAACAUUCCCGCCUCAAGAGAUCUAAUGUCUUCAUCUUCUACCUUGUCAACUGAUACAAAUGAGGAGGAAUUUACUGGUAGCGAACGAGCCCAGAAGGAUUCGUUAAGUGGAGAUAUCCAAUCCGAAGCCGGUAUAGAACAAAAGAAAGAAGAAGAACUUGUUAAAACGGGGAACGCAAUAGAAGAGGAAACGAAGUCCAAUAAACGACCUAUUGAUGAGGUUGGAGAGCUGAAAAAUGAUGACGACGAGGACACUACAGAAUUCGCGAAUGAUUCAAAAAAGAUCAAGACUGAUGAUGAGGAAGAAAGAGAGGAAGAAAAGGGUGAUGGCGAGAAAAAUCAUGAAGAAGGCAAUGAAAACAUGGGAUCAGAACAAAGUUAA
Saccharomyces paradoxus is the source of this 5670-nucleotide messenger RNA. RefSeq names its product Mlp1p (gene MLP1). The transcript has a single exon. NCBI's taxonomy places the organism in Eukaryota, Fungi, Ascomycota, Saccharomycetes, Saccharomycetales, Saccharomycetaceae. Gene Ontology annotation, cellular component: nuclear pore. Gene Ontology annotation, molecular function: structural constituent of nuclear pore; protein binding. Gene Ontology annotation, biological process: mRNA export from nucleus; protein import into nucleus. The record is from RefSeq and is a predicted model, not a curated record. Bases 1 to 5670 code for a protein of 1889 amino acids.